AUGGAGACGUUGGGGUUUGCAUUCGAAGGUGAGCUGCUAAUAUGGAAAAUGGCUGGACGCAGGACUGACGUUAUAGAUGAACGCCUGAAUGAUGCCACCAAAAUCAAGAGAAAGUAUCCGGACCGAAUUCCAGUAAUCGUUGAGAGACACCCCGGAUCACAAAUUAACGAUUUGGAUAAGCAUAAAUUCCUUGUUCCCAAUGACAUAACCGUCGCCCAAUUCAUGUGGAUUAUUCGUAAACGACUUCAAUUACCAGCUGAAAAGGCCCUUUUCCUCUUCUUCGACGAUUUUGUUCCUCAAUCUAGGCAAGUGCAUUGCAUUGCAAACGUUUUAAAUUUGAGUAUUGAUCUACUUGAUCGUCGAUCUCUCUGGACAAUGGGUCAACUUUACAACGAGCGCAAAAGUGAUGAUGGUUUUCUCUACGCUCAUUACAGUGGGGAGAAUUCAUUCGGCUCUUUGUAG
Molecule: messenger RNA, 462 nt
Organism: Rodentolepis nana
Lineage: Eukaryota; Metazoa; Platyhelminthes; Cestoda; Cyclophyllidea; Hymenolepididae
Source: the annotation of a GenBank genome assembly